Molecule: messenger RNA, 816 nt
Organism: Guillardia theta CCMP2712
Lineage: Eukaryota; Cryptophyceae; Pyrenomonadales; Geminigeraceae
Exons: 2
Coding region: 1-816 (271 amino acids)
Source: RefSeq, a predicted model, not a curated record
AUGGCCAGGAAACCAUGGCGCGCGCUCAUGAAAGAAGGUAGCAAGAGCUCGGUCUCUUCCUGGCUACAUAGCGCUCUCAUUGCCGGGAUCCCGACUAAGCGAUCAGCAGCAACAGACAAGAAUCAGCCAUUAGGAACAACACGCAGCACUUCGAUCUCGACGAUGCUGAGGCUUGGAUCAGCAACAAGUCAAGAUGACUGGAUCACUCCAGUCACAAGUCUCGAUCAGAUCUACCUGCAUGCGACUAUCAUACAAAACGUGUUCCGAAGGAAAGUGUACGAGAUCGCUCGAAGAUCCAAUGGGCUUUUGAAGCGAAAGCCCGGCAAUGACCGAAGUCUUCGAAAGCUAAGACGGUCGGCCUCCGUGAGUGGGACUGUCGAGUGCGAGCUCGAAGCUGGCAACGUCCUGCAGUACGCAGAGGUGGAGUGGAGCAAGCAGAAGUCAACGUCCCGAGGCGUCGAGAAGGUCGUGCGGUGCUACGACGGAGACUCGUCGCGUCUAGUCGACGUCUGUCGAGAAAGCAUCGUCUACGAGCACAUACAAGACAUCAUAGUCGCGGUAAGGUGCAUCAAGCUCGACCAGGAUAUCUCCGUCAAGCGGAUCAAGAACCGUCUCGAUCCCGACCUAGACCCAUGGAGCACGGCAGGCUAUCGGGACGUCGCCAUCCACCUGUGCCUCGUAUGCCAGGAGGCCUACAACCUCGGUCUUGAGGGGCAUGUCUGUGAGCUUCUUCUCAUCCCCAAGGACAUGCAUGACAUCAAGAUCGGAUCUAGACAUCGUAAGUAUGUCACCUGGAGGAACCUGCGUGGUCAAUAA